This is a messenger RNA of Columba livia (rock pigeon), 1048 nucleotides long. Its product is annotated as T-cell leukemia homeobox protein 3. The record is from RefSeq and is a predicted model, not a curated record. Gene Ontology annotation, biological process: brain development; central nervous system development; regulation of transcription by RNA polymerase II. NCBI's taxonomy places the organism in Eukaryota, Metazoa, Chordata, Aves, Columbiformes, Columbidae. The coding region runs from base 310 to 915 and encodes 201 amino acids. Gene Ontology annotation, molecular function: DNA-binding transcription factor activity, RNA polymerase II-specific; RNA polymerase II cis-regulatory region sequence-specific DNA binding. Gene Ontology annotation, cellular component: nucleus. The transcript is spliced from 3 exons.
CAGGACAUGGCGGGGACACCCCAGUCGAGAGCAGGGGGACAUGGGGUGAGAUCCCCAUGGAGAGCAGUGAGACAUGGCGGGGACACCCCAAUCGAGGGCAGUAGGACGCGUGGGGGACAUUCCUUUGGAGGGCAGAGGGACCCCGGGCUCCCCCGUCCCCCCGCCCGGGCCCAUCCCGGUGCCACCGCUCCCCGCCCGCCCCGUCCCGCCCCGUCCCCUCCGCCCCCCGCGUUCCCUGGGGCGGCCCGAGCGCCCCGGGGGGUCGGGUCCGUAUAAAGGCGGGCGGGCCGGCCCCGAGCACAGCCCGCCAUGCCGGCCCCGCCGCCCGCCGCCCGGCCCGGCCAGGCUUUCACCAUCGCGGCUCUGCUGGGAAGCGCCUCCCCGGACCCCCGGGACCCCCCCCCGGUUCCCGGCCUCGCCGCCGCCCGGUUCCCGCCGCCCGCCGCCCCCCGGCCGCUCUGCACCGCCUGCUGCGGGGCGCUUCCCGCAUGGGCCGCCCGGCUCGGGGCUACAGGCUUCCUGAUCUCCAAGUGUUGCUUCCCUGCAGUCAAAGCCAAGCCCAGCAAAGCCAAGCGAGUCCGGACCAUCUUCACCAGCGACCAGCUGGCGCGGCUGGAGAAGGAGUUUGCGCGGCAGCAGUACAUGGUGGGCACGGAGCGGUGCCUGCUCGCCUCCUCCCUGCACCUCACCGAAGAGCAGGUGAAAGUCUGGUUCCAAAACCGGAGGAUCAAGUGGAGGAAACAAAGCCUGCAACAGCAACAAGCCCAACUGGCCAAAAUGCGUUUGGCCACCCCGCAGGGGAGCCCCGACUCACAGAGCCACCAUGGCGAGGAGGACGAGGACUUCGCGGUGGAGCUGGAGGACACGGCCUCCUCGGGGACAGCACCCGCACGGACUGUGACAAAAAGCUGCUGAAUCGUCCCCUCGGGCUGCUUUUGCAUGUGUAUUCUAUGAAUGUCUCAUAGCUGGCAAUGAGCGUAAUUAAUAUAAAAGGGGCACCAGUUAUUUUUGCAGUGCAAAAAUAAAUUAUUUAUGCAAGGCUUGGGCU